AUGGCCCCUAGAGUUGGCGCAUGCCUCCUCCCUCGGCCAUGCACAACUUAUGUGAUCCCAUUCCAGGACCACGCUGGCAACCCCGCGCUCAGCACAUUCGAAGGCGAACUGGCUUGCCCACUGCCCUAUCUUUACAGCUACUGCAUCUACUUCACCCACCCCGAUGUCCGCCCUGACACCCCCGACUCGACUGGCGCCGCGAGGGGGCUGUACGAAGAAAUCGUUAUCGAAAACGCGCCGUUCAACCCUUGCGACUGUCGAUUCCGCAUCGACAUGUACUUCCUCCCCAACGGCACUCAUGACGACUGCAUGCUUCACUACCGCGCUGAGCGCGAUGCCCGGGGCAGCUACACGACCCAGGUUGAAGCUUUCGAGAGGGGUGCCGCCCAACCCACCGCCGAGACCGCCAGGAUGCCCGGUCUAGUGCCCUCAUAUGCCCAUGAUAUGUCCAGGGAUAGCUAUCACGCCCUCAUCUACAUUUGCGACGCCUCAGACUGGCGUGGAGGUGAGGAUGAGACCAUGACACGCCUCGAGUUUGAACCACUGUCACGUGACGACUAUGAACUCUAUAGCAAGGACCUGGAGGACGAGCAUGAACCCGACGUGCUCCCCGAGACGGCGGCCGUGAUCGAGGCGAUUGGGAAAAGCAGCCCCGGCUUUGGCAAGCCGACCUCGGCCAUGCCCAGGCAACCCAGGCUCGCCGAGAGUUUGAUCGAAACAUGGCACAUGGCGUAUCACAUGUUCGACAGGGCUCCCCGUCAGAAUAUGGGCGAAGGUGCCUGGGAGGAGGCCAAGGAGAAGGGCUGGACUUCUUGGUGA
Messenger RNA from Pyricularia grisea, 819 nucleotides. RefSeq lists its product as uncharacterized. The record is from RefSeq and is a predicted model, not a curated record. Bases 1 to 819 code for a protein of 272 amino acids. NCBI's taxonomy places the organism in Eukaryota, Fungi, Ascomycota, Sordariomycetes, Magnaporthales, Pyriculariaceae. The transcript has a single exon.